CCUUCCCUAACGCCAACAAUUCUAACCGCCGUUGGUGAUUUGACCCGCCAUGGCCGCCGGAGGAGGAGGAGCAGUGAUCCCAUCGGUGCCGCUGCUGAAAGAUGAGCUCGACAUCGUGAUACCCACGAUCAGGAAUCUCGAUUUCCUGGAGAUGUGGAGGCCUUUCUUUCAGCCCUACCAUCUCAUCAUCGUCCAAGAUGGAGACCCUUCCAAGACCAUCCACGUCCCUGAAGGAUUUGACUAUGAACUCUACAAUCGCAAUGACAUCAACCGAAUCCUCGGACCUAAGGCCUCUUGCAUCUCCUUCAAGGACUCUGCUUGCAGGUGCUUUGGGUACAUGGUCUCCAAGAAGAAGUACAUCUACACCAUUGAUGAUGAUUGCUUUGUUGCCAAAGACCCAUCUGGAAAAGAAAUCAAUGCUCUUGAGCAGCACAUCAAGAAUCUUUUAUGUCCUGCGACCCCACAUUUCUUCAAUACUCUCUAUGACCCGUAUAGAGACGGUGCUGACUUUGUGCGUGGCUAUCCUUUUAGUCUCCGUGAGGGAGUUCCCACUGCUGUUUCUCAUGGCCUUUGGCUCAACAUUCCUGACUAUGAUGCCCCAACCCAGCUCGUUAAGCCUCGUGAGAGGAACACCAGAUAUGUAGAUGCAGUUUUGACCAUUCCAAAGGGAACUCUGUUCCCUAUGUGUGGCAUGAAUUUGGCGUUUGACCGUGAGCUGAUAGGCCCUGCUAUGUACUUCGGACUCAUGGGUGAUGGACAGCCAAUUGGACGCUACGAUGAUAUGUGGGCUGGUUGGUGUACCAAGGUUAUAUGUGACCAUUUGGGUCUAGGAAUCAAGACGGGUCUUCCGUACAUAUGGCACAGCAAAGCGAGUAACCCUUUUGUCAAUCUCAAAAAGGAGUACAAGGGUAUCUUCUGGCAAGAAGAGAUCAUUCCCUUCUUCCAAUCUGUCACUCUCUCUAAGGAUUGCACCACCGUCCAGAAGUGCUACAUUGAGCUUGCCAAACAAGUCAAUGAAAAGUUAGCCAAGGUUGACCCCUACUUCAAAAAUUUGGCUGAUGCCAUGGUCACAUGGAUUGAAGCUUGGGAUGAGCUCAACCCUAUCAGUGAGGACUUCGCUAAGCUAUCCAUUUCCAAGGGCGCCGCAAAAUAGAUUUACCUCAAGUUUAUAUACAUCUAUUUUUCCCUUCGUCUUACCGCGGUUUUGCUUGCCACGGCCCCUUGCUUUAAUUUAUAUUUGAGUAAUUGUUGGAUUUUCUUUUUGAAGAGACAUUGAGGCUCCUAUACCCCCAUUCUGCUAAUAUAUAUAUACAUAGUAUUAUAUAACUAUUGCCUUUAAACUGUCAUAUCCAAUUGUAUUGAAUGGGCCUUGGGUAGGUUAACCUGCCUCAGUUCUUGGAGAGGCCGGGUUUUUCCCCCCCGAGAAUGAAGCAUUUUAUGGUUCCAAACAUCAGUUGUUACUGGGAUCGAGUUCCUCCAAAGAAGGACUGAACCGGUUUGUUCUGGUUUCAAAUUUACUAGGCUAAAAAGUAUUUAUUACCUGAUCUUCUAGUUGUUUGUGAUCGGGUCAUUAUUACCUCUUACGUUUUU
Messenger RNA from Cuscuta europaea, 1590 nucleotides. Lineage: Eukaryota; Viridiplantae; Streptophyta; Magnoliopsida; Solanales; Convolvulaceae. The record is from the annotation of a GenBank genome assembly.